GGUUGCUUGUUUCCGUAAACAAGUAAUUCAAAUAUUUUCGGAUUUUCCAGAAUAAUUUAUAUUUGUUGGUAUCACCUUGAGACUCUGUGAACGUUCAUAAAUUUCUAUGCCGCCUUAAAAGCCCUUCACGUCUCCCCAUCCGCUCCUCAACGCAGUCUUUCUGGCCUUCCGAGUUCAUCUAAUCCCUUCGUCCGCCGCCCCGUCUUCCGAUCUCCAUUACCAUCCCUCCAAAAGCUCACGACGCCAAUGCUGGCGUCUGGCAUCAGAAGGAGAGGAUUAGGGUAAAAGUUGGGGACUCGGAGAGGAUUUGGAGGCGAUGAUUUCGAAGUUGGAGCGUAAUCCUCAAGAUUCGUCGUAAAGUUACAGGAGUUUUUCUAGGAGAAGAGAUGCAAACUUCCGGAAAUACAUCAAUUUGCUACAAGUCUAGAAGGUCUUCCCGUAUCAGGAAGGAGCUCUCUUCUAAGAUAAAUUCCUUGUCGAGAAACAAGAAUUCUUGCAACAUUUCCUGUAAUAAGAGUUGCAAUCUUAAACCAAGAAUGAGGAAGAAGAAUAUUCCAAACAGCAAACCGGUGGAAACUCUGCAGAGAAUUUCUGAUAGCCAUGCUGCUAAGGGUCGAUUUUCCUUACAGUUUUUAGGCAAUAACAAUUCUUGUAUAUGUCAUAAAAGAAAUAGGAAAGUUGCAGCUGGUGAUCAUGCAAUCAAACUGGACAAAAGGAAAAGGCGGAAGAGGAAGCAAAAAAAUAUAGAGCAGGAUGAAGCCUCUCGUCUGCAAAGAAGAGCAAGAUACUUGCUUAUCAAAAUGAAACUGGAGCAAAAUCUGCUUGAUGCAUAUUCUGGAGAUGGCUGGAAUGGCCAGAGUCGCGAAAAAAUCAAGCCAGAAAAUGAGUUAAAAAGAGCUAAGAAGCAGAUAUUGGAGUGUAAGCUUGGAAUCCGUGAUGCCAUUCAUCAGCUUGAUUUGCUUAGCUCUAUAGGAAGCAUUGAAGAUUCUGUAAUGUAUCCAGAUGGUUCUGUUUUCCAUGAACAUAUUUUUUGUGCAAAAUGCAGAUCUCGUGAAGCUUUUCCAGAUAACGACAUCAUACUAUGCGAUGGGACCUGCAACUGUGGUUUUCAUCAGAAAUGUUUGGAGCCUCCUCUGGAAAAAAUUCCUCCUGGAGAUCAAGGAUGGCUUUGCAAAUUUUGUGAGUGUAAAAUGGAAAUUCUAGAAGCCAUUAAUGCACAUCUAGGAACUUGUUUCACUGCAAACAGUAGCUGGGAGGACAUUUUCAAAGAAGCAGCUACUGGUCCCGAUGUUGAAAACAUACAUCUUAAUCAUGCUGAAGAGUGGCCAUCUGAGGAUUCUGAAGACGAAGAUUAUAAUCCUGAAAUAAACGAAAAUAACAAUAGUAGAACAGGCAUAGAUGAAAACAUGGCUGGUGAUUCUGGUAGUUCAAGCAGUUUAUUUUGUUCGUCUGAUGAAGCUAUGUCAUAUUCUGAAUCAAGACAAACUAAUGGCAAUGGGAGAUCUUUUCAUGUUCAAAACAAAGACAGGAACAAGGCUGACUUUGUUGAUUCUAUCAACACUGAAUCUGGAGAAGAGAUCAUGAGCUACCGAAGGCAGCGGAGAGAUGUCGACUAUAAAAAACUUCAUGAUGAAAUGUUUGGUAAGGAUCUGACUGAAAAUGAACAACAAAGUGAAGAUGAAGACUGGGGUCCUCGUAGGAGGAAGAGGAGAACAGAAUCAACCACUGGAACUAUCAUGGCUAAUUGUGUUAAUGAGGAUGGAUGUUCCGAUACAGUAUCAACUAAGAAAAUUUCACUUGACAGGAAACCACUUUUCAGGAUUCCUUCCAAUGCAGUUCAGAAGCUCCGCCAGGUUUUUGCUGAGAAUGAACUUCCUUCAAGGGCUGUCAAGGAGAAUCUCUCAAAACAAUUGGGUAUUUCAUCAGAGAAGGUCAGCAAGUGGUUUAAAAAUGCACGAUAUGCUGCUCUUAAAACGAGAAAGGCAGGAAUCACCAAACCACAUCACGUUAAUAGUGUCACCAAAAGAACAAGAAUAAAUGCUGGAAAGUCACGAAGCUUUGAUGAAGUUGCAUCAGUUGACGAUUCUAUUUUGCUACCCUUGUCAUCCAUCAUUCAUGUACGUGGAAAUUUUAGAAAUAUUCUCCAGAGAAAGACACAAAGAUCAAUGAACAUCCCUUCAAGAAUGCAGCAUAAAAGAGCUGCCAAUACACGGUCCACUAAUGAAUUUCAGACUUUCAGAACCAGUCUUACUGCGAAUCAAGGCCCCUCCAUAUCUGUCAAUGGAAAUUUGUUGGAGCUAAUUUUACCACACAGUCAGGCGAGAACAUCAGUUACCAACAGCAUGAACCUCAAGAAACAAGUAUGUGGUCGAAGAAGUAAGUUUACCUUGGAGAGAGCAUUCAGAACCAGGAGAGGAACUGUAUUUCAGCAACAUGAGAUGACCGAGAACCAGCAGCUUUACUUGGCUGAGAUUGAAAGACUGUGUGGUCUUGAAGAAAGGCUUCAGAACUUGAAGAAGGCACUGCUAUCAUGCAAAGAUAAUGAGAGUGAAUCAGUCAAAACUCAUUUGACUGAACAAAGUGUGAUCUAUGUUCCUGUUGCUGAGGUUAAGGUAAGGGAAUGACAUCUGAAAAUCAUCUCAUAAAUGUUAAGUUGUUGUACUAUCUUAAAAAUUACUAGUAAUAGUUAUCAUUACUCAGAAUCUAUAUUGUUAUGGCAAGCAGCUGUUGAGCCAACAACAAACGAUAAAAUUGUACAACAAACUUUUCUUUAUUUAUUAUCAUAACACUCCAUUUUUGCCAUUA
This is a messenger RNA of Elaeis guineensis (African oil palm), 2805 nucleotides long. The record is from RefSeq and is a predicted model, not a curated record. Lineage: Eukaryota; Viridiplantae; Streptophyta; Magnoliopsida; Arecales; Arecaceae.